This is a messenger RNA of Soboliphyme baturini, 564 nucleotides long. The record is from the annotation of a GenBank genome assembly. NCBI's taxonomy places the organism in Eukaryota, Metazoa, Nematoda, Enoplea, Dioctophymatida, Soboliphymatidae.
GUUGUGCCUGCCAGGCUUGCUUCGCUCAGUGAGUCUAAUGAUGUUGGCGAAAACCGCACAGAAGGAAUAACGAAUAUUCGAGAUCAGGACAUCGACGCCACUAUGGAGAUGGAGAGAGAAGGCAAUAUUUUAAAUGAAGAGAGUUUAUAUAAGGUGGAAACAGAACACGAUGAUUCGUCGUUGACUCCUGAAGGAGAAUACUGGCAGCCACGUGUGACUGCUGUUGAAGAAACUCCGUUGGCACCAAUGCCUCGUCGAAAGAAGUAUAACUUACAGCGCCAGUUUUCGCGUUAUGAGAAAGACCGGAUGAGAAAGGUCCCAUUGGCUGCUCCCAUCGAAAGCAUCAGGCUAUCGAAAACACAGAAGCGAUGGAUUAUCGCAUCGGCAAACUGUGAUUACGACGAAAUGGUCCAGUUGCUGGAACAAAAUCCAGAACUUGCAGAUCACGUAAACUUCGUUAACGGCUUUACAGCUUUCCUGUGGGCAGCGAAACAUGGUCACAAGAAAGUGCUGCAGCUGCUGGCCAACAAUUUUCCCAUCGAUGUCAGCCGUGUCUCGGUAUGA